AUGGUAGAACAAUAUCUUCGCUUCCUAAAAAAGAAGUAUAAUGUAUCUGACAAGAAAGCCACUCUUCUAGGCAUCAUCAAAGAACAAGAUGUGGAUCUUAAUUCAUUAACAGAGCAAGGAUCACUUUUACUCAAUCUAGUGAUCAUGGAGGAAGAUAUUGAUUUGUUGAAAUUGCUACUUAAAAUGCCUGAUGAUUACAAGUCAAAGAGUGCUAAUCCAAAUCUUAUUGAUUCCAAACUGGGUUGGAGUCCACUCGUUACUGCUAUAAAUUAAGGUCCCAGCGGCAAUCAAGACUCGAUCUUCGAAUUGCUCAGAGCUCAUGCUGAUCCUAACCUCGUAGUAUAGUAAAAUACCCUCAUAAUGUGGGCAGCCAGAUGCAACUAGUAUGAGACAAUUAAGAUUUUGCAAAAAUAUGGGGGAGAUCUCAACCUAACUACUGAAAAGGGAUCUGCGAUGCAUCAAGCAUGUGCUCUGGAUAACCUUGAGACUGUUGAAUACCUUCUUGAGCAGUAGGUAAAUCUUGGCAAAUAAGAUGAGAACGGUGAUAGUGCUUUGCACAUUUGCGCAAUUAAUGGUUCAAACAACUCACUAAUGACUAUAAUCAAGCAUUACAAUAGAAUGAUAGAAGAGGAAGAUGAUUAGGAGGUUGUUUAUACUUACACUGAACUAUAUAGAAGAAUUCUUAAUUUGUAAAAUAAUCAAGGAAAUACUUUGCUGCAUGAGUGUGCAUCGAAUGAAAGGCAGACAUUAAUAGAGAAGAUAAGAAGAAUUGGAUUAGCAGAUGAGUCAAUCAGGAAUAAAGAGGGUAAGACUGCUAGAGAAAUUGAAAAUUAGAUUAAGGAAGAGCUAUUCAAAGAGUAGAUAUCGAAGUAGAAGUAGAUUACUGAAUCAAGGGAGAGGAAAAAGUAGAUAUAGCUUGAAAAGUAGCAGAGAGACGCCUUGCUACAAAAAGAAGAGGAAGAGGAAAUGGAGAAGGAGAGGAAAUAGUAGAAAGAGCAAAUGAUGAGAGACCCAGUAAAGGAUAACCAAAGAUUCAGAAUGUUUGCAGCGAUCUUCUUCAUUCUGAUUUUAGCGCUGAUGUACUAUAUUCUAGACAUGGUUGCUAAAAAUAAUGAAAAGAAGGUUUUCGAAGUGUACAAUACUUCUAGGCCCUCAUAAAAUCAAUCUAUCAGAAGUCCAAUGCUCAUGGGAUAAUUUAGUUUCGGUUCAGGAGGGCAAAACCAAUUAAGCAACAAAAAUUCAACCAAACUAAAGAUCAAGAAUCAAAGAACCUUUCAUCAUUAAUUGAGAAUCAGACCAGAUGAUGAUGCAUCAAGUUAGAAAUCCACUUUGACAUUUUAUCAAUCAUCUUUCCCAAACGAAAGUGCCUAGGUUAUUGCUAAGCAAAAGUCUAAUCAGGGUGGCUACCUUCAAUAAAGUAGUAGAAAUAGUAGAUCAAAUAAAAAGGAAAUAAUUGAUGAAGUAAAAUAGCUCAUCGCUAGUAAAAAAAUACUUUAAGUUCUAAAAGCCAAUAGCUUCAUAAAAAAUAUACUCCGCAAAAGACUAAGAUAACUUGCAAUUGAAUCUUAGAAGAAAAUUGCAAAUUUUAUCAGAGGCAAGUAUUAUAGGCGAUUGUAUAAGUAGGGUAUAUUCAUUGCAACACUAUACUUGGAAACCGCGGAACGUUUUGAUAGACAGUAGCCAGUUUAUGUUUUUGGCUCCUUUACUAAAAAUCCAUGGAGUGAUAAGAUUUAAUGCUUUUAUGAUAAGUUCUUCAAGUGCUUUAAAGCAGAUCGAAUCAGAAUCAUGAUUGGCCAUUAAUUCAAGUUUAUAGUGGAAAACGGCAGUAAAUACUUGACAUCAAUUAGAUACCCUAUGUUAUAAGAUAUGAGUGGAAAUUAUAACAAUUUUUACGAUCCCACAAGACAGAAAAAACAAAAAAAGUUUGACAAUUUGCAUGAUGUUUUAGAAAAUGAAAGAGAGCUUAAACAAAUUAAGCAAUAAAAUCAUCAAAUAAUUUAGCAAUAAAGCCAGCCGAUAGUUCAAAAGUCUGAUCCUUUCAUCAAUAAGCCUUAUUAAGAUUUCAUUGGUGCAUUUGAAAGAUAUUAUACAUCUUAUCAAGUGGACCUCGACAAAAUGUAUCAGGAAUAUAUGACUUAAUACUAGGAAUAGGGAGGACCAAAUGAUUAUUUGAAGUUUGCAAAUUAAAAUGCUCUUGAUGAACUCUAGUCUCUUACUUAGCAUGCCAAUCUAUUUGAUAUGGACCUAUAAGAGAACUUCAACGAGCUAACACCUCUGAAACUUAAAGAGAAGUAGUCAUUUGUAGCUUACCCUGACAAAAAGUAGCAGGAAAGUUUGCUAAGCUAUGAUAAUAGAUAUAGUCUAAAGCCAAUCAGCGAGGUGGAUGAGAGAAAUAGAUAAAGCCAAUAUGAUUUGAAUGAAGGAUUUUAUACAGAAAUAACUGGAGAUCUGUCAGCAACAAUGAAGGAAUCAAGCAACUAAAUAGAUGAUUUUCACAGCACAGAACUUACAAUAAUUACUGGAGCAUUCAAAAUAGGUAAGAUACCUGAGCAGUGCGAAGAUGCAUAUUUUGUCACUGAUCGAGGCUUUGGUGUUGCAGAUGGCGUAAGUGGCUGGAAUGAUUACGGCUUCAGUAGUAGUUUGUUUUCCAACUAACUUAUGGAUAAUUGCAAAAUUCAGAUUGAGCAAUACCUAGAACAAAAUAAAGAAUCAGAGCAAAGUAAAUAAAUAAUGAAAAAGAUGAGGAAGAGUGGAAGCUAUUUGAGCAUGGAGAAUCUUGAUGCUGGAGAGUCUUCAGUUUCUGAUGAGGAGAUUCGCGAUGAUGAUUCACCCUAAUAGAAGUCGAUAAAAAACAAUAUUGCAAAUGGCUUGAAAUUUGAUAAGGAGGGUAUAAUAUUACAUCCUAUAUUUAUCCUAGGACAAGCUUUUUCUAAAGUAACAGCUGUUGGUAGUUCAACGGCAAUGGUAGCUAUUAGAAAUUAAAAAGAACUGAACAUAGCUAACUUAGGAGAUAGCGGUUUUGUUCUUAUUAGAUUUAGAAAUGGAGAGGCAUACACUGCAGCUCGUUCAAAAGAAUAGUAGCAUUCUUUUAACAUUCCAUAUCAAAUAUCAAUUCUUCCUGGACCAAAUGAACUAGAAUUACUGAGACAAAGAGGCAGAAUAGAAGAACUCAAGAAGUUAAAGGCAAUUUUGAGGAGAAGAGAUAAUACUAUGUGCUAAGACAAACCAGAUGAUGCAGAGGAAUAUUCCUUUGAAUUAUAAGAAGGAGACAUAAUCGUGAGUGCGACAGAUGGUAUUUUCGAUAACCUAUUCUCUCAUGAAAUCCUUCAAAUAGUGCGUAACUUUAAAAUGAAGCAUAAAAAGCUUUAUAAAAUAGAGCAGGCUGAGAAAUUGGCUGAAAUUUUAGUAUAUGAAGCAUUAGAUAAAGUCAAGGACAAGAAAAAGAAAACUCCUUAUCAGAGAAAGUACAAAAAGACUUAUAAUGCCACUUGGGAGGUGAGUUUAUCAUAAGAAUUUAAUCUGUUUUAGGGUGGUAAAGAGGACGAUAUGACAGCGCUAGUUACUUUUGCGAUAGGGAAAAUUUUUUAAGCCUGA
This is a messenger RNA of Stylonychia lemnae, 3594 nucleotides long. The record is from the annotation of a GenBank genome assembly. Lineage: Eukaryota; Ciliophora; Spirotrichea; Sporadotrichida; Oxytrichidae.